Messenger RNA from Triticum turgidum subsp. durum (durum wheat), 747 nucleotides. NCBI's taxonomy places the organism in Eukaryota, Viridiplantae, Streptophyta, Magnoliopsida, Poales, Poaceae. The record is from the annotation of a GenBank genome assembly.
AUGGAAAAUGGCAGUCUUGACAAGUACUUGUACAACGAAAACAAGCCAACUCUACAUUGGGCCGAGAGGUAUCAGAUCAUCAAAGGUGUUGCAUCAAGCUUGUUGUAUCUUCAUGAGGAAUGGGAGAAAAUCGUCAUACAUCGAGAUAUAAAAGCAAGCAAUGUGCUCCUGGACAGACAAAUGAAUGGACGACUUGGUGAUUUUGGUCUAGCAAGGUUAUAUGACCAUGGCACAGUUGCUAAAACAACACAUGUGGUGGGCACCAUGGGAUAUCUUGCAGCAGAAAUUAUACGCACCGGAAAGGCAACGCCCUUAACAGAUGUGUUUGCAUUUGGCGUGUUUCUCCUAGAGGUCGCCUGUGGGUGUAGGCCAAUUAGUAGCAGCAAGAACAACACAGAGAUAGUGUUGGUCGAUUGGGUGCUUGAACACCACCGCAAUGUCUCAAUUCUCGACACAGUAGAUCCUCGACUCAUGGGGAAUUUCAACAUAGAGGAAGUCACUCUCGUGCUCAAACUAGGUUUAUUAUGCUCAUACCCAUCACCCAGUGCAAGGCCUAGCAUGCGAAAGGUCAUGCAAUACCUGGACCGUGGAGAGUCAAUUCCUGACAUGCCUCCAACAUAUGUGAGUUAUAGCAUGAUAGCAAUGAUGCAGAAUGAAGGGUUCUAUUCCUGCAUAAUGUCGUGCACUCCGUCGAAUAGCACUGUAUCUGGCAAGUCUUCGGUGACGGUUCUACAAGAAGGAAGAUGA